AUUAUCUGACUAGCUCAAGGUCUCUUGCCACCCUUAAUUCCAUGCAGAACCUUUCCACCCGGUCCAGCUCUCUGACCUUCCGGGUCCUUCUCUGUUACCCCUGGUCACUCCAGCCUAAUUGCCACUCCAAUCCAGAUCUUUCCACAAAUCUUUUUUUCUAUAAAAGGAGUUGGUCCUGCCCACCAAAGGGCGAAUUCUUAAAAUCGCCCCACCCAAUCGGUGUUCUAAUAAAACCUUGAAAGAAGGCUUCGAAUUCGUUCGAGGGACGAUCUUCAUCACCUGCCGUUGAAUUUCGGGUCCCAGCACCGCUAGACCUCAACGCUGUUAAUUACUCGUCCAUUUCACAGGAAGCUCUGAAGAUAGAUCUUUGUAGGUCUACUGCCUGAACGCAGUGAUGCGUGUUCAUAGAGUUGUACUGAAUUCCCGACCUGGAACACAUGGUGUCCCAGUGGCAGAGAAUUUCCGUAUGGAAGAGGCUAAUUUACCAGAUAAAUUGAAUAAGGGACAAGUAAAAGUCCGAACUCUUUAUCUCUCUGUGGAUCCUUAUAUGCGUAUUAGAUUGAAUGAAGAGACUGGUGUUGAUGCUAUGAAGCCUUGGCAGCUGUCUGAAGUGGCUGAUGGUGGAGGUGUUGGAGUUAUAGAAGAGAGUCAAUAUGAAAAUUUGGCUAAAGGCGAUUUUGUGACAUAUUUUAAUUGGCCCUGGCAGACUAAGGCUAUUUUAGAGGGAAAUACCCUUGAGAAGGUAGACCCACGAGUUGUAGAUGGACACCUUUCUUACUUUCUUGGUGCUAUUGGUAUGCCAGGAUUGACUUCUUUAAUUGCAAUUAAAGAACAAGGUCACAUAACUGUUGGUUCCAACCAGACAAUGGUUGUCAGUGGAGCUGCAGGUGCUUGUGGAUCAUUGGCUGGCCAGAUUGGGCGUUUGGAAGGCUGUUCCAGAGUGGUGGGAAUCUGUGGAACAGAUGAGAAGUGCUCCUUCUUGGUCUCAGAACUGGGCUUUGAUGCUGCAAUUAAUUAUAAGAAAGGGAAUGUGGCAGAACAACUCCGUAAGGUUUGCCCCUCUGGAGUGGAUGUUUACUUUGACAAUGUUGGUGGUGACAUCACUGAUACUGUUAUACGCCAGAUGAAUCGGAACAGCCAUGUUAUCCUGUGUGGCCAGAUUUCUCAGUACAACAAUGAUAUGCUUCAUCCUCCCCCAUUGCCGCCUGAAGUAGAGUCAAUUCUGAAAAAAAGAAACAUCACAAGGGAAAGAUUUCUGUUGUUUGCUUAUACAGACAAAUUUGAGUCUGGAAUUGCACAACUGAGUCAGUGGUUUAAAGAAGGAAAAUUAAAGGUCAGAGAGACAGUGAUCGAUGGCUUGGAAAACAUGGGAGUUGCCUUCCAGUCUAUGAUGACAGGUGGCAAUAUUGGGAAGCAAAUCGUUCGUGUUUCUGAAUAAAUAUCUCGGUCCUUUCAUUGGAUUACACAUGACCAAGAACAUCUAGCAGAUUUCUUUUCAACUUUAACAAGAGAGAUUUCAAAAAUCUGUUAAUAGAUUUAUAAGAUUAAUUAACCUAAACUUUUAUUUUGUCUCAUUAUAAUUCAUAAUCUGCAGCAUUGGUGAUAGCUUUUUAGAAGCUUUAAUGAUACUUAUUUCUUCCAACUUAAUAUACCUUAUAUGUAACUAAUUAUAGUGUAACAAAAGAUCACCAUGAUCCAUUUUUCAUUUUCUUUCAGGAGUUAGCAUUAUAUAUCAUGUUUGUAUUAAGUAUUUUGAAUCCACAGAAAAUUUUAGUACUAUUUUUUAAUAUUCAGAAUAAAAUAAUAGUUGAGAAAUUACUUUGUAUUAGAACCUUUUGGACAUCCUUCUCAGGCAAUUUUUUAUUCAGCUCUAAUUAUUGACUUUUGCAUCUGUUGGGAACAAAGUUCUUGCUACCUUAUAACAUUAUCAUUUAGACUUCCUGAAAACGUCUACCUUGACUGUAUUUAGACUGUUCAUCUGUGUUUUGUCUUAAAGAAAAUAAACAGCCUCAAGUCUUUUAAGUCCUUUAAGAACUGUAUGAAGGUCUGAUAGGAGAAUAAAUAAAGAUACUUUCCUUUUGAGCCUGA
This is a messenger RNA of Trichosurus vulpecula (common brushtail), 2088 nucleotides long. RefSeq names its product prostaglandin reductase 2-like. Lineage: Eukaryota; Metazoa; Chordata; Mammalia; Diprotodontia; Phalangeridae. The transcript is spliced from 10 exons. Bases 395 to 1438 code for a protein of 347 amino acids. The record is from RefSeq and is a predicted model, not a curated record. Gene Ontology annotation, molecular function: 15-oxoprostaglandin 13-reductase [NAD(P)+] activity. Gene Ontology annotation, biological process: prostaglandin metabolic process.